AUGAGCGCUUCACAAUUUCUUCAUUACUUCAAAGAGGGUUGGGUCCAGUACUUCGGUAAGCCAAAUACCUUAAGACUUGAUCCUGCCGGAGCCUUUCGGUCCAAUGAAGUUGAAGCGUUUUGCGAUGCUGAAUCCAUUUUCUUAGAUUUCAUACCAGCAGAGGCUCACUGGAAAUUUGGAAUCUGCGAACAAGCCAUCAGGGGUAUCAAGGAGGUGAUGAACAAGUUAGUCGAAGAGGAUCCCAACAUCAUCCCAGAAGAUGCCCUGACCGUAGCUGUCCGCACUUUCAAUCACCGUGAAAUCACCAGAGGUUUCUCCCCAGUGCAGCACGCGCUAGGUUUGGCGCCAGAUGAAACAGGCCGCUUCAUCAACAGUUUGGAGGGCCGAGGCCAUGAAGAACUGGUCAGAAAUCCAACUGGUGAGUUCCAAGAAAGUAUCGAACGAAUGAAAACAGCAGAACAAGCUCACUCAGAAUGGAUAGCAAAAGAGAGGAUCAGUCGUGCCCUCAACAGCCGGGCCCAACGUACCAAUCACUAUCAGCCAGGUGAUUUGGUAUACUACUGGCGGAACCAACUCCCAAAAAGUAUGACCGCUUCCAAAACCGGAGGUUUUCUGGGACCAGCAAGAGUGCUAGUAACAGAAACCAAGAGGGAAGCCGAUGGUCAACUACGAGCAGGCAGCACAGUUUGGGUAGUGAGGGGCAGGCGACUUCUCAAGUGUUGUGUGGAACAGUUGAGACCAGCCACUCAUCGAGAGGAGCUCAUCGAACACAUGACCACCGAUGAGGACAAGAAGGCUCCCUGGACCAUACCACGGCUUGUGGAUCAGUUAGGUAGUCAUGAAUAUGAAGAUGUGUCAGAUCAAGCACCAAGUCAACAGCAGUGGCAGCAAGCUCAAGAGGAUCCACCGGAUCAGCCUAUGGCAGAGCCAGCAACACCUCGAGUGAGACACUGGACAAAGCGACCAUUGGCCACAACCGCGGCAGAUCCCACAGGAGGAGAAGCACCACCAGUGAGAGCAAAAGGAACAGCCUCAAGCAGUUCAGGGUUUGAAGCUGAGACUUGGUGGUCGCAGGUGCAUUUUUCAGAUGCGUCCGAAGAGUCCACAGCCUUUUGGAAUGAUCCAGAUGCAGCAAUGGAGAUAGCCAUUGACAUGCCUACCAGUCAGCGAGGCUGGAAACACCUGGAGGGAGAUAUGACAAGUUAUUUCCUGGCGGCAAUGCGGAAGCGGGCAGUAGAACUGAAUGAGAAGAAGAUGGACGCAGAAACCCGAGCUCAGUUUGAAGGAGCAAAGGGGAUUGAGGUGAAGAACUUCAUAGCAGCCAAGGCCUUCGAGACCAUACCAGUCCAUCUCCAACCACCACGUGAACAAGCCAUAGGAAUGAGAUGGAUUUUGACAUGGAAAGUGAAGGACGACGGAAGCUGUAAACCAAAAGCUCGAGCAAUCCUCCUUGGCUACCAAGACCCAGCCUACGAACACCGAGGCCCGCUGCUGGUGCAGCGCAUUGCCUCCUCGGCUCCACCGCCACCGCCGCCCUUCGACGAGGCGGGCGAGGAGGCUGCUCGAAGACAUUGUGUCUUUUUUCACAAUGCGCCCACGCGAGUCAGCGAGGCCGCGUUGAAGCGCUUCUUCGAGCGGGCCGGGAAUGUGCGAAGGCUGCGCAUUUUCCAGGAGAAUGGCAUGUCCAGAGGGAUGGGUUUGUGUGAGUACAUGACCCCUGAAGCUGCACUGGCAUCCUGUCGCGAGUUCGGGAUAGGGAGAUGUUUUUCGCUGGGACAAGCCGACCUGACACAGGAGGCCAAGAGACUCGCAAAGACCAACGCCGAUGUGAUUGUGACCUGUCAAACCGAAGCCACAAAAGGAAUCCAUCAUUUCAUGGCGGAGGAGUGGCAGCUGGUGGCUCACGGCGAACAUUGGGGCGCUGCUGGCGGCAGCAUCAACGCACAGAUGUCCAGCGCUUUUGUGCGUAAGCCCUUGGACGGCUCCAAAUUAGUUGGCAACGUCUCAGAAAUCAUUCGCCUAAAACCCUGGCGCAGUGACGUCGGGAAUUCUGGAAACUUCGGUUUGGCGGCGUCAGUCCUCGGUGGUGCAGUCAGUUCCCCGCUGUUCUCUGCGCUGGCACGAGUGACAGCAUUGGACUACAAGGGCAAAGGUGGGGUGUCGAUCACCUUGGACUUCCACGAGAAUCAGGUCCGUGAAGGCUUCGUGCUUCAGUUUGUUUGUGCCCACCUCGAUAGCGAGACGGAAGAGGCGCGGCACUAUGGCAUCGGACAGAUGUUGUCCGAGGCAAGGGCUCCGGAUCUGCGAACCGCCAACGCCUUGAGGAAGGAAGUGGUUGGCAAAUCAGGUGAGAUGCGAGAGCCCUGUGCGCUUUAUGACAGCCACAGAAAGUUCUGUGCGGCCGAAAAGUUCGAGCGAUCUGAAUUUCCGGCUCUCUGCAAAGAACAUUGA
This is a messenger RNA of Cladocopium goreaui, 2451 nucleotides long. The record is from the annotation of a GenBank genome assembly. NCBI's taxonomy places the organism in Eukaryota, Dinophyceae, Suessiales, Symbiodiniaceae.